CCUAGCCCAACCUAACCCUAUCCCUGUUCCGAACCCUAACUCUAACCCUAUUCCUGUUCCUAACCCUAGCCCAACCCUAACCCUAACCCUGUUCCUAAACCUAACACUCUACCAUGGCGUCAGCCUCAUUGCUGCUUGCAUUCAUUCUUCUGGCUCACUCGUUACAUGCUGAUUCUUCACCGACCAUGUCAUCGUUGUCUGAGGCGGAGCUCCAACCUCAGGAAUCGCUGUCAGGCUCCAUCUGUCCAUCAUGCUCUUUGGAUCAGGUGAGGAGGAACUCGUCGACGGCGGGUCAGGCUGAUAUGGUGGAGGCGGUGAAGCGGCACAUCCUCAACAUGCUGCAACUGAGCGCCAGGCCCAACCUGACACAACCAGUCCCUCGAGCGGCACUACUUAAUGCCAUCAGAAAGCUGCACGUUGGCCAAGUGGCUGAAGAUGGCAGCGUGGAGAUACAAGGGGAGGGGCGGAGUCUUGAUGAAGCCACACCUCCAGAACCUCCCUCUGAAAUCAUCACUUUUGCAGAGCCAGGGGACUCUCCAUCUGUGGUGACCUUUGACAUUUCAAAGGAAGGCAGUGGUUCAGCAGUGGUUGAACAGGCCAAUGUGUGGAUCUUCCUGAAGGUGGCGAAGGGAAACCGAGCCAAAGGCCGCGUGAAACUGCGGCUACUGUGUCGUCAUGGUGACGGGCGGGUGGAUGAGACAGAAGAGGAGCCUGUUUCAGAGAAGAUGGCCGACACUCGGCGCAGCGGCUGGCACACACUGCCCGUUUCACGCAGUAUCCAGGAACUGCUGGACCGCAGACAGAGCACACUCAGUCUGCACCUGUCCUGCCCACUGUGCAGUGAUGCUGGAGCCACGCCCACUCUGGGAUCUGAGCGGGAGCAGUCCCACCGACCCUUCCUCAUGGUGGUGCUUCGGACUCAGGAGGACACGGGGCCACGGCGUGUCCGUCGAGGCCUGGAGUGUGAUGGAAAACUCAGAAUGUGCUGCAAGCGGCAGUUUUAUGUUAACUUCAAAGACAUCGGAUGGAACGACUGGAUCAUUGCUCCGUCCGGUUACCACGCCAACUACUGCGAGGGUGACUGUCCAAACCACGCGGCAAGCGUGAGCGGCUCGUCACUGUCUUUCCAUUCCGCCGUCAUCAACCAUUACCGACUGCGAGGCUUCGGGCCUUUCCAGAACACCAAGUCAUGCUGUGUACCAACGCGCCUGCGCGCCAUGUCGAUGCUGUACUACAACGAGGAGCAGAAGAUCAUCAAGAAGGACAUCCAGAACAUGAUUGUAGAGGAGUGUGGCUGCUCCUAAACUCACUUAUAGCAGAAACGUUUAACAAAAAAACUAUAAAAGUGGAACCAGAAGGACAUCUAAGACAAACAUAGAGGAGUGUGGCUGCACGUAAGGAAAAAAACAAAACAAACAAAAAAAAACAUUCACAAGAAAAGAUGAGUUUUAUGGCCAGAUUCACCAGCAGUGAAAACUCUCCUUUGGAGUCCAAACAACGGUGGGAAUUAAAAACCUGAAGACCUGCAGAGAUGCAGUAACUCUAACCCUAACCCAGGGAAGGAAUGGACACACUUCUUCUGGGGACUUGUUGCUUAUAUCUCUGUAGAAGUUUCUCUUUCUUUGGAAAUAGUAGAUUUCAAAUGAUUGACACAAUGUGAUUUACAAAGGUUUGCAGUUGUCAGUUUGUUGCCAAUUGGGCCAUUAUAUAAUAAAUAAAAAAUACAUUUCUUAA
Messenger RNA from Sphaeramia orbicularis (orbiculate cardinalfish), 1734 nucleotides. Its product is annotated as inhibin beta A chain-like. The record is from RefSeq and is a predicted model, not a curated record. NCBI's taxonomy places the organism in Eukaryota, Metazoa, Chordata, Actinopteri, Kurtiformes, Apogonidae. The transcript has 2 exons. Bases 114 to 1304 code for a protein of 396 amino acids. Gene Ontology annotation, molecular function: cytokine activity; growth factor activity. Gene Ontology annotation, cellular component: extracellular region.